AUGGAAGCGAUGGACAUCCAGGCUGUGGAGUCGAAAUUGAGCGAUGUCACCGUGACGGCGAUUCCGAUGAACGGGAAGAGUGUGCACAAAGAUUCCGUGUAUGGAGCAAGCAGUCACGCCACUAUAUCGACCGUGCCGGCAGCGGCGUCGCCGUCUUCUACUGGUAAAGACAAGGACGGGGUAUCGAAGUAUGCACAGCUGCUUGCGGUGAUCGAGGAGAUGGGUAAGGAGGUGCGGCCUAGUUAUUCUGGGAGCCGUAGCUCGGCUGAGCGCCUGAAGCGCGGCAUUGUCCACGCCCGCAUUCUGGUGCGGGAAUGCUUGAUCGAGACUGAGCGCUCGGCGCGACAGUGA
Messenger RNA from Hyposmocoma kahamanoa, 351 nucleotides. RefSeq names its product cyclin-dependent kinase 2-associated protein 1-like. The record is from RefSeq and is a predicted model, not a curated record. Lineage: Eukaryota; Metazoa; Arthropoda; Insecta; Lepidoptera; Cosmopterigidae. Bases 1 to 351 code for a protein of 116 amino acids. The transcript has a single exon. Gene Ontology annotation, cellular component: nucleus; cytoplasm.